Molecule: messenger RNA, 1518 nt
Organism: Aspergillus terreus NIH2624
Lineage: Eukaryota; Fungi; Ascomycota; Eurotiomycetes; Eurotiales; Aspergillaceae
Product: M28 family metallopeptidase
Exons: 2
Coding region: 1-1518 (505 amino acids)
Biological process (GO): proteolysis
Molecular function (GO): metalloexopeptidase activity; aminopeptidase activity
Source: RefSeq, a predicted model, not a curated record
AUGAUUAUGAGGUCUCUCCUUCUAGCCUCAUGCCUAACCCUUGCCCUGGGAGAAGGCCUGGGCAACCAUGGGAGGAAGCUUGAUCCUAACAAAUUCACAAAGGACAUCAAGCUCAAGGAUCUCUUAAAAGGAUCCCAGAAACUUGAAGACUUUGCUUACGCAUAUCCGGAAAGGAAUCGCGUCUUCGGCGGAAAAGCUCACCAGGAUACGGUCAACUGGAUUUACAACGAGCUCAAGAAAACCGGCUACUAUGAUGUGUACAAGCAGCCCCAAGUCCACCUCUGGAGCAAUGCUGAGCAGAGCCUCACUGUGGAUGGCGAGGCAAUCGAUGCCACCACCAUGACAUAUUCCCCCAGUCUUAAAGAGACCACUGCUGAGGUCGUCGUUGUCCCGGGUCUCGGCUGCACUGCCGCCGACUAUCCUGCAGAUGUCGCCGGCAAGAUCGCCCUUAUCCAACGUGGUAGCUGUACCUUCGGUGAGAAGUCGGUCUAUGCAGCUGCUGCGAAUGCUGCCGCUGCUAUCGUCUACAACAAUGUGGAUGGUUCGCUUAGCGGUACCCUCGGUGCCGCGACCAGUGAGCUGGGACCGUAUGCUCCGAUCGUGGGUAUCAGUCUUGCGGACGGACAGAACCUCGUCAGCCUUGCCCAGGCUGGACCCUUGACCGUCGACCUGUACAUCAACAGCCAGAUGGAGAACCGCACCACCCACAACGUGAUCGCCAAGUCCAAAGGAGGAGAUCCCAACAACGUGAUUGUCAUCGGUGGACACAGCGAUGCUGUCAACCAGGGACCUGGUGUCAAUGACGAUGGCUCUGGGAUCAUUAGCAACCUGGUCAUCGCCAAAGCACUCACGAAAUACUCCCUCAAGAACUCCGUCACCUGGGCUUUCUGGACUGCCGAAGAAUUCGGCCUUCUGGGCAGUGAGUUCUAUGUCAACAGUCUCUCUGCCGCGGAAAAGGAUAAGAUCAAAUUGUACUUGAAUUUCGACAUGAUCGCCUCGCCGAACUAUGCUCUCAUGAUCUACGACGGUGAUGGCUCGACCUUCAACAUGACUGGACCCGCUGGCUCCGCCGAGAUUGAGCAUCUCUUCGAGGACUACUAUAAGUCCCGUGGCUUGUCGUACAUCCCGACUGCAUUCGACGGCCGGUCCGAUUACGAGGCCUUUAUUCUCAACGGCAUCCCCGCGGGCGGACUGUUCACGGGCGCGGAGCAGAUCAAGACCGAGGAGCAGGUCGCCAUGUUCGGCGGCCAAGCGGGCGUCGCUUAUGACCCUAACUACCAUGCGGCCGGAGAUAACAUGACAAACCUCUCCGAGGAGGCUUUCCUCAUCAACUCCAAGGCUACGGCAUUUGCGGUGGCUACCUAUGCCAACAGUCUCGAGAGUAUUCCUCCACGAAACGCCACAAUGUCGAUUCAGACGCGAUCUGCCAGCCGACGGGCAGCUGCCCAUCGGAGAGCGGCCAAGCCCCAUUCUCAUAGCGGUGGAACUGGUUGCUGGCACACGCGGGUUGAGCUGUAA